This is a messenger RNA of Heterocephalus glaber (naked mole-rat), 4103 nucleotides long. It is a transcript of the gene Brox, whose product is annotated as BRO1 domain and CAAX motif containing. The record is from RefSeq and is a predicted model, not a curated record. Lineage: Eukaryota; Metazoa; Chordata; Mammalia; Rodentia; Bathyergidae.
GCUCUCCCUCCCCUUUGAUCCCCUGGUCCCAAGCUGUAGUCCCCCCUCCUUUUUACUCUAGUCUCCAUAGACUCUUGGAUGCUGCACUAAAAAGCCGGCUUCUGAUGCCCUGUAAUAGACGAAAGACAGAAAUUCCACAUUGGUGCCACAAAUCAAUAAUAUUGACAGACUCGCCGAGUCCCCUUGCUUCGCGUCUGCAUUGGCUACCAUAGUUCCCGAUAACCCAAGCUGAAUAGGGCUGCGUUCGGCCGUCGUUUGCCCACCCCUACCGGGUCGGUGGCAUCGGCCUUCCCCUGCAAUGCCUGUCCCGGAGUCGGCGCGUGCGCAGUCGCCGCCCGGCGUCUCCGCGGGGGGUACCUUGUAAACAGGAAGUGGGCGCUGGGCUCGCGGCGGCCUCAGAAGACAUCUGGAGAAAAUGACCCAUUGGUUUCAUAGGAACCCACUAAAAGCUACAGCUCCUGUCUCUUUUAACUACUAUGGUGUGGCCACUGGCCCUCCUGCUUCAAAAAUUUGCAAUGACCUGAGAUCAUCCAGGGCACGCCUCCUUGAACUGUUCACUGAUCUGAGCUGUGACCCAGAAAUGAUGAAGAAUGCAGUAGAUUCAUACUUUUCACUUCUGCAAGGUUUCAUAAAUUCACCAGAUGAGUCUACACAGGAAAGCAAGUUACGAUAUAUUCAGAAUUUCAAGUGGACUGAUACAUUACAUGGACAGGUUCCAAGUGCCCAGCAGGAUGCUGUUUUUGAAUUAAUUUCCAUGGGAUUUAAUGUAGCUUUGUGGUAUACCAAAUAUGCUUCAAGACUGGCUGGAAAAGAAAACAUAACAGAAGAUGAAGCAAAGGAGGUCCACCGAAGCCUAAAAAUUGCGGCUGGAAUUUUUAAACAUUUGAAGGAAAGUCACAUCCCAAAGCUUAUCACGCCUGCAGAGAAGGGACGGGAUCUGGAGCCCCGGCUCAUAGAAGCAUAUAUUAGCCAGUGUCAGGCAGAAGCUCAAGAAGUGACAAUUGCCAGAGCAAUUGAACUAAAACAUGCUCCGGGGCUGAUUGCCGCGCUGGCCUAUGAAACGGCCAAUUUCUACCAAAAAGCCGAUCAUACUUUAUCCAGUUUGGAGCCUGCAUAUUCUGCUAAAUGGAGAAGAUAUCUUCACUUGAAAAUGUGUUUCUACACAGCUUACGCGUACUGUUACCACGGUCAGACCCUGCUGGCUGCCGAUAAAUGUGGUGAAGCAAUCAGGUCCCUCCAGGAAGCAGAAAAACUGUAUGCCAAGGCAGAAGCACUCUGCAAAGAGUAUGGAGAGACCAAGGGGCCUGGGCCUACGGCCACACCUUCGGGACACCUGUUCUUCAAGAAGCUGGGAAACCUGGUGAAAAGCACACUGGACAAGUGUCAGAGGGAGAACGGGUUUAUUUACUUUCAAAAAAUUCCAACAGAAGCCCCGCAGCUGGAACUCAAAGCCAAUUACGGGCUGGUAGAGCCUGUGCCUUUCGAAUUUGCUCCUGCAAGCGCUCAGUGGACACCAGAAACGCUGGCAUCAUUUGACCUCACCAAGAGACCCAAGGACGAGAGGGCCAAACCCAAGCCAGAAGAAGAAGUGAAACCUGUGAAAGAACCAGACAUCAAGCCCCAAACGGACACUGGGUGCUGCCUCUCCUGAAACACUGUGUGCACUUCAAUUUUCUCUGAGUAGACAAGAGAAACCAUAGAGCUUCAGUUCCUACUCCUUAAAGAGACCGCUCUGAAGUCAGUAGAAUAAUCAUACAUUCAGAGAAAAGCUGCCUUCUGGUACUUGUUCUUGAUUUUCAAUGUAGUGGAGAUGCUUCUUGCUUUGCUCCCAGCCUCUCCCUCCUAAUCAUGACAGUGUGAAAGGUUUAUUAUGCCUCAAAAACACAUAUUUGAGGGUUGGAUCCUUUCUGAAUUCUGGAUCAUUUCAGGUUAAUGUAUUAUAGUCCUGACUGAUGUGUUUUCAGGCAGGUUUUUCUACACAGAAACAUUUAUUUUCCUUCCUCUUAUUUGAUAACAGAAGAAUGACACAAACCAGUUUUGAAGAGAGCAGGUUUACCCCUCACUGCUGUGUGCAUUGUAGAAUAGCUUUUGCUCUGACGUGUUCAUCUUGUGGGAAAAGCAGUCACUUACAAUGAUCAGAAAACCUUCAUACCAGAUCUCUUACAUGUAUUAGGAUCUAUAAUUUACUUGAAAAUCAGUGUUUCUAAGGGCCGGGGAUUUAGCUCAGUGGUUCUGGCACCUGCCUCAAAAGUGCAAGGUCCCAAGUUCGAUCCCCAGUACCAAAAAAAAAAGUUAAAGCAAGAAAAUCAGUGUUCCUAUGUUGAAACCUUUAUGAACCUACACUUACUUUGUAUCCCUGUGCUUCAUUCAGUCUUAAUGACCCUACAAUAAUUUUUACAAAUCCUUUUUCUAAUGCUUUUUUUACUUAGAGGUUAAAACUUUGUAACAGCGCCUAGUGUUUCUAUGUAAGGGAAGAUAGUAAGAAUGGGAAAUGUUUUUUGAAGAAAUGAAACAUUGCAUGAUAUAAAGAAAUUUAAAUGAGAUAGGUUGUCCUGAAUUACACUGGUAACUGCUUCUUUCCUAAAAAAGUAUUAGUAAAAUGGCUUUGUUCCCUGAUUUCAGUAUAUAUUGUUUUUACAUGAUUUUCUAAUAUUUCUACUGGAACUGUAUUGCUUUAGGCCAAAGGCCACAGCAAAAACUACAGAACAUACAUACAGUAUGACACUAAAAAUGGAUUGUAAUAUAUGAAACAGUUCAAUGUAUACACUGGAGAAGCAGUGGAUGUGUAAGUGCAACAAAACUAACAGAUCUGUAGAUUACUUCCUAUUGAUGACUCUCCUGGGCACUAGGUAAUUUUUUUUAUUAUAAAUGACAAUUGGUCCACUUAAUAGAAAUAAUAGUAGUAGUGUAUUUUGAGAGCUUUCUGUAUGCCCAGUGCCACGCUGAGCCUGUACAUAGAUAAACCAUGGAAUCCAUACAGCAUCCCUACGAGAAAGGUAUAAAAUCUGCAAAAAGUGUUGAAAGAGGAAUGUAUAUUAUCUUAUGAAGAAUGAAUAGAUUGAUGUCUGUACUAGCUUUUUGUCACUGGGACAAAUUACCUGGCACACACACCUUAAGGAGAAAAGGUUUACUUUGGCUCACAGUUUCAGAGGUUUCAGUCCAUGGUUGCUGGGUACAAGGUAGGGACAUCAUGGUGGAGAGAUAGAGGAAGACAGCUGCUCACUCAGGGCCAGAACCAGAAAGAGGAUGGACCAGGGCUAGAAAGCCUCUCUAGGCCACUCCCCCAGUGAUACCUCCCCUGCUUCUCCGCAGUGCUUGGCACUGUUACCCUGGCCAGGCACAGAAACCAAGGACCCAGCCUCUGAUCCAGGAGCCCUGGGCAAUGUGUGUGAUCCAAAGCAGAACAAUGCCUGCUUGAGUCAGGAUGAUGUUCAAUUAGAUGACUUCAGUCGUAGCAAGUUGUUACUUUCCUCAAGACACUGGAUAGAAUCAGGGUUUUCAAAAAAAUACAUGGAAAUGCUAAUUAAUGCUUAUAAUAUUUAAUAUUUGAAACCUCAACUUGGGAUAAUAGUUUUAUUCUGCUGAUAGAGAAAAUGUUAAAUGUCACUGUAUUUUGUGUGGCGAUUGCUACAGAAUCACCUGCUGCCAUAUGCUGUUGAGUUACAGAAUUUGAAGCCGUACUUGUCACCACCUGUAGGACCUGUUUACCUUAGGUACUAAUGUUUGUUAACUUAGUAACUAAAUUGCCACAUUGAGGUUGUGAACUGUACCAUCAUAUAUGAAAUGGAAACAAUAUGCUUAGCGCCAUAAAGUGCAGUAAAUACUGCACUUAAAUCAGCAGUGGCAACUUUGACACGAGCAGAUAGUAAAUAGUAGGAGUGUCUCAACUCGGCAAAGGUAACGCAUUAUGACCAAGAUACACCAUUGUGUGUAACGCUUUUUGAAGUGGUGUUGAGAAUUUGGGGAAGUUACGGGAAGGCAGGCCAGGGAGCUGUAACUGUUUGUGCUAAUGCUGCACUUGUACGUGCAGGUGGUGAUGCUCUCAUACUACUUCUGCUGUCUUUUUAUUUAUGAAAAUAAAAGCAGCCUUCCUUACCCUCUCA